Molecule: messenger RNA, 5883 nt
Organism: Condylura cristata (star-nosed mole)
Lineage: Eukaryota; Metazoa; Chordata; Mammalia; Eulipotyphla; Talpidae
Gene: CADM1
Product: cell adhesion molecule 1
Exons: 12
Coding region: 24-1481 (485 amino acids)
Biological process (GO): cell recognition; detection of stimulus; susceptibility to natural killer cell mediated cytotoxicity
Cellular component (GO): plasma membrane; synapse; neuron projection
Molecular function (GO): signaling receptor binding
Source: RefSeq, a predicted model, not a curated record
CCAGUCUGAGGCAGGUGCCCGACAUGGCGAGUGCUGUGCUGCCGAGCGGAUCCCAGUGUGCGGCGGCGGCGGCGGUGGCGGCGGUGGCGGCGCCUCCCGGGCUCCAGCUUCGGCUUCUGCUGUUGCUUCUCUCUGCCGCGGCACUGAUCCCCACAGGUGAUGGACAGAAUUUGUUUACAAAAGACGUGACAGUGAUUGAGGGAGAAGUUGCAACCAUCAGCUGCCAAGUCAAUAAGAGCGACGACUCUGUGAUUCAACUGCUGAAUCCCAACAGGCAGACCAUUUAUUUCAGGGACUUCCGGCCUUUGAAGGACAGCAGGUUUCAGUUGCUGAAUUUUUCUAGCAGCGAACUCAAAGUGUCAUUGACAAAUGUCUCCAUUUCUGAUGAAGGAAGAUACUUUUGCCAGCUCUACACUGACCCCCCCCAGGAAAGUUACACCACAAUCACAGUGCUGGUGCCACCCCGCAAUCUGAUGAUCGAUAUCCAGAAAGACACUGCGGUGGAAGGUGAAGAGAUCGAGGUCAACUGCACUGCCAUGGCCAGCAAGCCAGCCACGACCAUCAGGUGGUUCAAAGGGAACAAGGAGCUGAAAGGCAAGUCGGAGGUGGAGGAGUGGUCAGACAUGUACACUGUGACUAGUCAGCUGAUGCUCAAGGUGAACAAGGAAGACGAUGGGGUCCCGGUGAUCUGCCAGGUGGAGCACCCUGCCGUCACCGGAAACUUGCAGACCCAGCGGUACCUAGAAGUACAGUAUAAGCCUCAAGUGCAUAUUCAGAUGACUUAUCCUGUACAAGGCCUAACCCGGGAAGGGGACGCGCUUGAGUUAACAUGUGAAGCCAUCGGGAAGCCCCAGCCUGUGAUGGUAACUUGGGUGAGAGUCGAUGAUGAAAUGCCUCAGCAUGCUGUACUGUCCGGGCCCAAUCUGUUCAUCAAUAACCUGAACAAAACAGAUAAUGGUACAUACCGCUGUGAAGCUUCAAACAUAGUGGGGAAAGCCCACUCGGAUUAUAUGCUGUAUGUAUACGAUCCCCCCACAACUAUCCCUCCUCCCACAACAACCACCACCACCACCACCACCACCACCACCACCAUCCUUACCAUCAUCGCAGACACAACGGCGACGACAGAACCAGCAGUUCACGGCCUUACUCAGUUGCCCAAUUCCGCAGAAGAACUGGACAGUGAGGACCUCUCAGAUUCCCGAGCAGGUGAAGAAGGCUCCAUCCGCGCGGUGGACCACGCCGUGAUCGGCGGUGUCGUGGCCGUGGUGGUGUUCGCCAUGCUCUGCUUGCUCAUCAUUCUGGGCCGCUACUUUGCCAGACAUAAAGCACCCACAAGUCUCUGGCACCCCUUCUCACCACUCACCUCCAGCAGCCGUGAGACCUCACAAGAAGCAGUGCCUGCAGAAGCGGAAAGAAAAAGACACGGCAGAGUGGAGAAGAACAACUCCAGGAAAACCAGCGGAGAGAGCUCAGACUAGGUGCCAGCCUGGGGCUCCAGAGACAGAGGUGGCUGUGUGAAGGCCACCGCUCCAGUCCUUGCACAAGGUUGGGGCCCUUCCCUGUGGCCCUCAGGAAUGCCAAGAAGUGUAGUUCUCUCUGCUAGCUUCGCUCUCCAGCCCUGUCACCGAGCCACCUCUGACCCAGCCCUUAGUUAGGGGCCGCUGGGAACUAAACUCCCUUUGGCGGGUCAAGAGGGAAGAGCUUCCAGGUCACAGGUGUUUGGAAGUCUGCAAGGACAAAGCCGCAUGCGGUGCUUCAGCCCUAGGUUGCAGCUUUCAGACUCUUUCUGCCAAUGCAUGUCAAAAGCCAUGUGUUCCUUCACCCCAGAGUGCCUCCCCAUCCAUGCCUUCCUGCCGGAGAGGUAGGUAGAGGGCGCAGGACGACGGCAAGCUGCUGCCAGCCCGCUCUCUCCCUUCCACUCUAGUGCAGCCGCAAAUACCCCCAGCCGAGUUACUGCCACUCCCCCACUGUGUUCAUUCUCAGCUUCUCCUAAAUGGAAACCAUUAAUCAUACUAAAUUGUGCAAUGAUUCCCUGAUAGGGAGAAUGCUGAUGGCAAAAAUCAUUCUCCUUUGUUGUGCCAGGCAGGCAAAAGGCAGAAGUAUUAGCUCAUUGCCCUGCCUGGCUCCUUGCAAAUGCUGACCAUGUGUUUACCCAUGCAGCUGCUUCUAUGCACACAGCUUAUUUUAGCACCGGUCUAAGGCAUUCCAACUGUUGACAAAAACGAAGUGCCCAGGCACCCCUUUCUUAUUCCAAGGACUGCCAGGAAGACCGGUAGCCUGGGGUGCUCCCUGAAGUCUCCCCAGCUCAGCAAUGCCCUGGGUCUCCUGUGGAACGUCCACGGUGGUCUCAGAUGGGGUGAACUGGUGGGGUAGACUGUGCCCCCACACACACUUCUGCCAGCUGGGUUGCAGAAGAAGCCAGGUGUGAGUACCAAGGAGGGUUUUUGCCUUUCAGAAUUUGAUGUCUGCUUCGCUUUCGACAAGCCUCUUUGUAAGCCACCCCUUCUGAAUUAGAAUCAUUUUCCAAAAGCUCUUAAGCUAUGAUUAAUGCCAGGGCUGUUUUUAACAAUCAUCCUGCCAGUCUUAAGCUGUAGUCAUUUUCAAUAAUUUGGAGUGCUCAAAGGCAAGCCAGGAGUUUGUUGACAAGAAAACCCAUAAGAGCGCAGCCAGGCAGCCACAAAAGAUGGAAAAGCAAAGGGACCAUUUGGGCUUAGCUGGCUUUCUGCUCCCAGAGUUUCACCACUAAAAGUUUGAUUGAACGCUCACAAUGCAUUAAGGAUCCCAACUGUGAGCACCGCUCAGCUAGAGGGCUGCCAGCCUGGCUUUUGUGUGAACAAACGCGCAGCGUGUUCGGAGAGCUUCUGGUUUAUUUAUGGACAUGUGUGGUUCAUUCAUGCCAUCCCCAAACCAGAGAGUCCUCAUUUGUCUUCUCUUUGCCAACAUCAAAGGCUGAGAAAGAGGCGCGGGGCGUUGCUUGGGGGCUGUUUACUUCCCGUGAUUGCGAGCAGGUCCCCAGCCAGGACUCGGGACUCCAGCACCACCGCUGGCCCCAGCCAUCCCCUGCCAUGUGGACCAGAGUCGUUCUCUUUCUAAUCUUGGCGAUUUCAUGCUAGAGAAUCCAUCUGUUUGAGAAGCCCACACCGAAGCUAUGGCUAGAAAUGUCCAUGAUCACAGAUUUUCUUAGACUCCGCUUCAGAUGGUACUUAUUUCUAGCAUGUCACUCCUCCGUAGGGAAGGGUCAACUGUGGGUGACAGUUUAACCCAGUGAAUUGGGUGUGAUUGAUGGCGAUCAGGGUCUCAUGCCAAGCCCUCCACCUCACCGGCCAGCAGCUAGGGUCAGUAGCUAGCCAGGGAGGAGGCCAACUUUGGGAGACUGCUUAGAGCUUUCAUUAGGUAACUUCCAACAUUCUUCCUUCCACCUUGAAUCACAACAGGGACCCCCCCCCCUUGUCCUGCAUUCCCUGUCCUCAGAAAUAUGUGUGGUGUCCCCUCUAGGUCCCUGAUAAUUUCAAACUCCUUUCUCCUGAAGCAGAAUGAGUGGAUUUCCACUGUUGGCCCAGGGUCAUGUUUCUUAGCGAGAGCACCCUUCCCCCCCCCCCCAAAUUACGUUCUACCAGUGAUGCUUCCAAGCCAACUCUUACCCAGCCACUUAAAGGUUUUCCUGGCAGCUUUUCAGGGCCUGUCUGGGGCAUUAUGUCUCUAGCAGGGCCUUGCCUUAGGAGUUUAGGCUCGGGGCAAUGAAGUUUCCUGUAAACCUGCUUCUUCCCCGCGUUCCUUUCUCAGUGAUCAGCAACAUCAGCCCUGUGGACUAGAAUCCUGGAGUCUUGUUUCAUCCCUCCAUCUCUUGUAUCUCUCACUUCAGCUGUCCCCCAAGUCCUGCCCAUUGUCCCCUAAAUGCUUCUCAAUUUGAUCCAACCUGUCACCUCUGUGUCACUCCCUUCAUCUAAGCCUUUGACCGUCAGGCUCAGGAAUGUAACAGCCUCUGCUGGUUACUGUACAUCUCUCUCUCUAAACCCAUCUUCAGCUCUAAACUGAAGCACACCAGGUCCCCCUGCUGCUUGGAAACCAUUCGUGGUUGACCUAUAACUGUAGAAUAAAUAAAUCCUCGCAAUCUGCCAUCAACUUAGCCUGCCCAUUCAGUCUCUCCCAGCCCCCUGCACUCAGACCCCCACCCUCAAUACAUUCCGUUGCCGGCUCACACCUCUGUGCCUUUGGACAUGUGGAGAGCACCUGUGGAGAGCACCUGCGGUUACUCUCUGCACCUGCCCAGCCUCCCACGCUGUGCUGGGUUGGUGUCCGUAUCACCCAUCUGAACUGUGCGUUUUCCUUCCUUCCUUCCUCAGUGCUCAGUGAAUUCCUUGAGAGUAGAGAUGAUUGGCUCCAUCUCUUUCUUGGAAACGGAGCAGUCUCUGGUCCCGUGCUCACUGAUUAUUGACUACGGGAGAUUUGGUUCCAUCUGUGCAUGGAUUUUGGCCUUUCAUCUGUCUGUCUCUUUCCCGGAAAUACCCUGGACACGCCUGCUCUCUUCCUGCUUUCUAGCCAGCAAUGCUGUAGUUCCUAGAACUCCUUCUGUCUGCUCUGCUGGCUUUCUCAGUUUUAGAUUUGGUUUCCGGCUGUCCUGGCCAACAUCCUCCUCCCCCCCCCCCCCCCCCCUCUUCCCUUCUUCUCUGGGUGGUUUGAUCCAUUAAGGUCAAGAUGUACAGGGCCUAUGUCCUAGAAACACUUCACGGUCCUGUGACCAUACUUGAGAACUGGAAAGGAAAAAUGAUGGACUCCAAAAUACAGAGAAACAAACCUGUAAGAUCAAAAUGAUGACAUGUUUAAUUCUGUAUCUGCAAACCCUUAACAAGUCGCCCUGCAAGCUGCAGCCAAACUGAGGAAUUACAUAUACAUUACACCCAAAAUAAUAAAUAAAUAAAAUAAAUUGUAUCCAUGCGGAUUUGAAUGUAUUUGAUGCAGUGCUGCGUAGAGCUUCCAAAAACACAGUCCUGAAAAGGUUUUUGAACCUCUUCUUUUCUUCUCUUCUUCUCCUCUCCUCUUCCCCUGCUCUCUCCCCUGCCUUCCCCUCCCCUCCUCUGCUGAAUCUGUACCCCAAACCUGGGUGUACAGACCAGGUUCUGGAUGGGGCCAGCCCAGGGAAAGACCCCAGGUACCCAAUGGGCAGAGUGUGAUUGAUCUGUGAGCCAUCAAGCCCUCCUGCAAAGCUGACACUUUGCAAGAAUUUAACAAAUACACCCACAGAGCAGUUCAGCUUUCUAUGCUGCGCUCCGGGAAAUAGGCACAGAACACUGUAAACUUUCCCCAGUGACUGCUUCUCCGGGUUUCAGCAAUGCAGUCUGUAGAGAUAACUGCCUGGCAUGUUCAGCUUCCAAUCUGUACAGCAAAUUGUCAGCGUGGACACCCUGGGCUUUGGAGGGCAGGUGACUUUUCUGCCCCUCUGUUGUCUUCUGGCUUUUGGGUUUUGUUUUGGUUGCAUGGGAGGAGGUGGGCGGGUGGUGAUGAGCUGAGACUCCAGGAGCCGGUAUUCAGAAGUACUGCUCCCAGCUGUGCCUCUGAUUCUGCUUGUGACCUUGGGCAAAUCGCUUCCUCCCUGGGUCCUGCUCUCCAGCUAUAAAGAGCCUCAAUCCCAAAUUGUUUCCAGUUAUUUGUUUGUGAAGUACUUUGACAUCUCAGAUCCUGAACACAGUAAAGAGCAAAAAUAUUGCCGUUGUGAUAGUGCAUUUAAAACCCGAAUAAAAUGCAUUGCCAGCUCUGGCGCUGAAAAUUAAAAAGCUGUAAUAGUUGAUGACUAAUUCUACUGUUGCUUUCUGGUAUCUUUUCCAUGCUGAGAUCAUCCAGUUUUUGCCCUUUUUUUCUUUCAAAAUAAAUAAAGGCUCCUUU